Messenger RNA from Symbiodinium sp. CCMP2456, 965 nucleotides. NCBI's taxonomy places the organism in Eukaryota, Dinophyceae, Suessiales, Symbiodiniaceae. The record is from the annotation of a GenBank genome assembly.
AUGUCCACUUAUGGAGUGAAAGCCGCUGCGACCUUCCCAAAGAGUUUUCUGUCGUCGUUGGUGUUCAUGAAGCAUACACUUGGAGCGGACGGCGUGGAGUCAUCUUUGUCCACGAGAGUUGGUGGAGUGUCCAAAGCGCACUUCUUGACGAAGGCGAAGCAUCAACAGAAGCCGCCACUCCAAGUGGCACAUGUCAAGGCGCUGGAGGAAGUGGUAAUCAACGGUCGAUACGAGGACCGUAAGUUCGACGACCAGGACCGCUAUGCUGCUGGGGUCUUCUUGUGGAUGGUCUACGCUCGGGCCAGAUUUUCGGACGGACAAAACUCCGGUGGCAUAUUCAGGGAUGUGCACCAGACUAGAGAUGGUCCAAAGGGAUAUCUGGAGGCCUUAGUGGAGAGAUCGAAGACUUCCUUCAGCUUGGAGAGAAAGGUUCGGUGGCUUCCGAUGAUCGCGCCGAUCUACGGGCUGCUUAGCGAAUCUUGGGCAAUCGCGUGGCUGGACAGGGCCGAGCUGUCUGGACCUAAGCUGGGGAUUGGUCGUCCAUUGCUUCCCGGCUACGCGCAGGACUAUGGCUGGGGCGAGGUUCCGAUUUCAGCUGAGGCGGGUGGCAAGUGGCUCCGCAGUCUGCUUUACAAGUGUGGGUUCGAUCCAGCAGUGGUGAAGCAGUAUGGGACACAUUCCUUGAAGAGCACCACGUUGUCGUGGUGCGCCAAGUACGGAAUGACUCGUAUCACUAGGGCCACUCUGGGAUAUCACAGCAAGGGUCGAAACGGAACGGAAAUGAUCUACGGAAGAGAUAACAUUGCUGCCCCGGUCCGCGAGCUGGAAGACAUACUCCAGCGCGUCAUGACGGGACGGUUUCGUCCGGAUGCUUCAAGAAGUGGCUACCUGGCGCCAGAAGAUGAGAUUAGCGACUCUUCUGAAAGCUCUGGGGACGAGGAAGCACCGGAGCAUUCGGAGGAGGA